UUUGGGGCCACAGCCAGUUGCAUAAUCCUUCUAUUUGCAUUCUGGCCUGGACAGCCUACCAGAGUAGACCAUAUCAGACCCACAACAGCUCCAUUUGUCCUGACACUCGGCCCAGGAGGUGACCAAAGGUGUCCAGCCAGGACUGAGCAGCAGAGGGAGCCAAGGUGUGCAGGUCUCCCGGCCUUGCGCUGUCGCUGGAGGAUGGAGGCCCUCAAUGUGUCCGUCCCACUCAACUUCUCCCUGCCGCCCAACUUCGGCAAGCGCCCCACCGACCUGGCGCUGAGUGUCAUCCUGGUAUUCAUGCUGCUCAUCAUGAUGCUGUCGUUGGGCUGCACCAUGGAGUUCAGCAAGAUCAAGGCUCACUUCUGGAAGCCUAAGGGGCUGGCCAUCGCUGUGGUGGCGCAGUAUGGCAUCAUGCCCCUCACUGCCUUUGCUCUGGGCAAGCUUUUCCGGUUGAACAAUAUUGAGGCACUAGCCAUCCUGAUCUGCGGCUGUUCCCCUGGCGGGAACCUGUCCAACAUCUUCAGUCUGGCCUUGAAGGGGGACAUGAACCUCAGCAUCGUGAUGACCACCUGUUCCACCUUCAUUGCCCUGGGCAUGAUGCCCCUCCUCCUGUAUGUUUACUCCAGGGGGAUCUAUGAUGGGGACCUGAAGGACAAGGUGCCCUAUGGAGGCAUUGUGUUAUCACUGAUCAUGAUUCUCAUUCCUUGCACCAUAGGCAUCUUCCUCAAUGCCAAAAGGCCACAAUACGUACGCUAUGUCACCAAGGGAGGAAUGGUCAUCAUGCUUUUGCUCAGUGUGGCCAUCACAGUGCUCUCUGUCAUCAAUGUGGGCAAGAGCAUCAUGUUUGUCAUGACACCCCACCUGUGGGCCACCUCCUCCUUGAUGCCCUUCAUCGGCUUCCUGCUAGGCUACAUUCUCUCUGCUGUCUUCCGCCUCAAUGAACAAUGCAGGCGCACUGUCAGCAUGGAGACUGGAUGCCAAAAUAUUCAACUCUGCUCCACCAUCCUCAAUGUGACCUUCCCCCCUGAAGUCAUCGGACCACUUUUCUUCUUUCCUCUCCUCUACAUGAUUUGCCAGCUUGGAGAGGGGCUUCUCCUCAUUGUCAUCUUUCGGUGCUACGAGAAAAUCAAGCCUUCCAACAAUAAAACAAAAAUGACCUACAAAGCUGCCACAACUGAAGAAACCUUUCCAGCGGCUCUGGGAAAUGGCACCCAUAAAGAGGACUGUCCUCCGCCUUACACAGCCUAGCCUUCCCCCAGUGACCUGGAUUCAGGUCAGAA
Messenger RNA from Myotis davidii, 1283 nucleotides. RefSeq names its product solute carrier family 10 (sodium/bile acid cotransporter), member 1 (gene SLC10A1). Gene Ontology annotation, molecular function: bile acid:sodium symporter activity. Gene Ontology annotation, cellular component: membrane. Gene Ontology annotation, biological process: bile acid and bile salt transport. The coding region runs from base 202 to 1251 and encodes 349 amino acids. The transcript is spliced from 5 exons. NCBI's taxonomy places the organism in Eukaryota, Metazoa, Chordata, Mammalia, Chiroptera, Vespertilionidae. The record is from RefSeq and is a predicted model, not a curated record.